GAGAAAAUAUUCCUUUUAUAGGCGUCAUAUUACAUGUCUCAACAGUCACAGUCGAUAUCCCUCCUGGAAGAAACUGAUAAACAAAUACGGGAACAAGCUUGCAGUGAGCAAUUAAAGCGUUUGAAGGAGACUCGUAAUAAAAAUCGUGAAGAAGUUAUUGAUUUUGUCAGACAUUGCACAUGGUAUCGUGUCUCUCUAUUUUCCCGAUGGAAGCAGAGAGGAAUGUAUGCCACAUGCAUGUGGAUUGUGCAAUUGCUACUGGUUCUUAGCAAAUUGGAUUCAGUAUUUAUCUACAUCCCUGAGUUUUACCUUGAAGCUCUGGUUGACUGCUUUCAUGUCUUGCGUAAGAGUGAUCCUCCAUUUGUCCCGCCUGCAAUAUUUAUCAAGCAAGGACUUACUUCAUUUGUGACAUUUGUAGUUACCCACUUCAAUGAUCCAAGAAUAUCAAGUGCAGACUUAAGGGAUCUUCUUCUCCAAUCAAUAUCAGUCCUGGUGCAGUACAGGGAGUAUUUGGCAGCUUUUGAGAACAAUGAAGCAGCCAAACAGCGAAUGCCAAAGGCAUUACUGUCAGCAUUUGAUAACCGAUCUUGGGUACCAGUUACAAAUAUUCUUCUGCGGCUAUGCAAGGGUUCUGGAUUUGGUUCUUCUAAGCAUGGAGAAUCUUCAUCGUCCUCAGUUAUUUUCCAGAGACUGCUGCGUGAAGCUUGUGUCAAUGAUGAAGAGUUGUUCUCUGCUUUUCUCAAUCGUCUAUUCAACACUCUCAGCUGGUCAAUGACUGAAUUCUCAGUUUCCAUUCGAGAAAUGCAAGAAAAAUACCAGGUAUUGGAGUUUCAGCAGAGAAAAUGCUGUGUGAUAUUUGAUCUCUCAUGUAAUCUUGCAAGGGUGUUGGAAUUCUGUACCUAUGAGAUCCCUCAAGCAUUCCUCUCAGGACCUGAUACAAACCUUAGAAGGCUGACCGAGUUGAUUGUUUUUAUUCUGAACCAUAUAACUACAGCAGCUGAUUCUGAAUUUUUUGACUUGUUACUUAGACGGCAUGGUCAAUCUUUAGAGAAAGUAAAUAGAGGCAUGAUAUUUGCCCCUCUAGUAGGGAUCAUUGUAAAUUUGUUGGAUGCUAGUGCAGAGUCAGAAUUGAAGGAACAGAAUGACGUUGUGAGUAUAUUUGCAAGCAUGGAUUGCCCUGAAAUCAUGCAUUGUGGUUUCCAGUACCUGUUAGAGUAUAAUUGGGCUACAUCUUUUAGAGGAGAAGCCUAUCUUCCUAAACUUUGUCAGCUGGAGAAUUUCUUGAGCCUCCUCAUCAGCCAUACUGAGCCACAGAAGAUUGAGGGGCUGCAAAGUGGCGAAAUGGAUGCGGACGACGGUAUGUGCUGCAUCUGUUAUGCUUGUGAAGCUGAUGCACAGUUUGCACCAUGUUCCCAUAGGUCUUGCUUUGGUUGCAUAACUAGGCAUCUUUUAAAUUGUAAAAGAUGUUUCUUUUGCAAUGCUACUGUGUUGGAAGUCGUCAGAACCAUAGAAAAGACAGUUGAAAGAUAAUAAAGAAUGUUACUCUUGAGGGGCCAGAAAUGCGCGGAAAGAAAGAAAGAAAAGGAAAGGGAAAAGCAGCUUCUUCUUUUUUUUUUUACCUUUGGUAUUCACUGUAUGUGUUGCUCUUAAGAUAACGAUUUAUCUCUUUGUGUAUAAGCGUUUGCAAGGUAAAAAGGUAAAAAGGGAUUGGGAAAAGAAAUCCUGGGUAAUUUUGUAGGUCGAGUUGAGGGCAUUAUUCUGUAAAUAUGAGAUGUAAAUGGCAAGGAAAAUCAAAAUCCUUUGGAAAGCACUCACGCUAUACUCUUCGAUGCUGGUUGUAUGGUCACACUUGGUUAAGAUAAAAUGGGUUUACUUA
Molecule: messenger RNA, 1876 nt
Organism: Theobroma umbraticum
Lineage: Eukaryota; Viridiplantae; Streptophyta; Magnoliopsida; Malvales; Malvaceae
Product: E3 ubiquitin-protein ligase RKP
Biological process (GO): ubiquitin-dependent protein catabolic process; protein ubiquitination
Cellular component (GO): ubiquitin ligase complex; cytoplasm
Molecular function (GO): ubiquitin-ubiquitin ligase activity
Source: RefSeq, a predicted model, not a curated record